Colletotrichum godetiae is the source of this 1041-nucleotide messenger RNA. RefSeq names its product Snf7 family. The transcript has a single exon. Lineage: Eukaryota; Fungi; Ascomycota; Sordariomycetes; Glomerellales; Glomerellaceae. Gene Ontology annotation, biological process: vesicle budding from membrane; late endosome to vacuole transport via multivesicular body sorting pathway. The record is from RefSeq and is a predicted model, not a curated record. Gene Ontology annotation, cellular component: multivesicular body. Bases 257 to 892 code for a protein of 211 amino acids.
UUGCUCUGUAAGGUACGUAGCGGGGCCCGCGUACCCAACCACCCGCAACCACCAUCCCGACCGCGGGGUCCUAUCGAUAACCAGUCACCCAGCUCCAUCACCACGCAACGUCAUCCAGGCAACGACACCACGAACCCACCGAAAACCAACACUACCACAACUUCUCCCACGACCAACCCAUAGCUCGUGGCGACACAAAAAAGAACAAGACACUUCUCCUCUCAAUACGAAAGCAAAAACAAACGACCCCCUAACCAUGAACCGCCUUUUCGGCGCAGCGCCCAAGGGCCCAAAACCAACCCUAAACAGCGCAAUCACAAAUAUCGACGACCGCAUCUCCUCAAUCGACGUGAAACUCUCCGCCCUCACCGCAGAACUAAACACCUACCAACAAAAACUCUCCAAAAUGCGCGACGGCCCAGGGAAAAACGCAAUCAAGCAAAAGGCGCUCAAAGUCCUCCAGCGUCGCAAAAUGUACGAGUCCCAACGCGACCAGCUCCAGUCCCAGGUCUGGAACAUGGAACAGGCGCAGACGAUGCAGGAUAAUCUCAAAAACACAAUGGCCACCGUCGACGCGCUCAAGACGACCAAUAAAGAACUCAAGAAGCAGUACGGGAAAGUGGAUAUUGACAAGAUUGAGAGGUUGCAGGAUGAGAUGGCGGAUUUGAUGGAUAUUGGAAAUGAUAUCCAGGAGAGUCUGGCAAGGUCGUAUGAUGUGCCCGAGGACGUUGACGAGGCGGAGCUGGAUGCCGAGUUGGAGGCGUUGGGGAUGGAGGCCGAGUUGGAGCCUGAGAUGGGUGCCAUGCCGAGUUUCUUGCAGGAGGAGUUGCCCGAGUUUGUGGACGAGGAGCCGGCCAAGGAGGGUGCCAAGCUCAAGGAGGCUGCUGGCUAAUGUGCUUGUAGUCACCUGGGAGCUUCGUGUGGGAAAGGAGACAGGGAAUAGAUAGGAGAGAGCGAUGGCUGACUCUUGAAGAGUUUCGUUCUCGGCGUAAUGGCAUACCUCAUAUCCACUUCUUUACAAGCACCAGUUACAGACCGAUG